Lacerta agilis (Sand lizard) is the source of this 7300-nucleotide messenger RNA. It is a transcript of the gene PEAK1, whose product is annotated as pseudopodium enriched atypical kinase 1. Gene Ontology annotation, cellular component: actin cytoskeleton; focal adhesion. Gene Ontology annotation, molecular function: protein kinase activity; ATP binding. NCBI's taxonomy places the organism in Eukaryota, Metazoa, Chordata, Lepidosauria, Squamata, Lacertidae. The record is from RefSeq and is a predicted model, not a curated record. The coding region runs from base 113 to 5308 and encodes 1731 amino acids. The transcript is spliced from 4 exons. Gene Ontology annotation, biological process: protein phosphorylation.
GAUGACCAGGAUUUGAUUACGCAGACAAGAUGAACAAGCAAGACGAUAACAAAUGAAUAAUCUUACCAUGCAUUGAACAACUUCUGAGAGUCAGGUGCUUAGCCCUGGGAAAAUGUCUGCUUGCAAUGCAUUCACUGAACAUGUCUGGAAACCUGGUGAAUGUAAAAACUGCUUCAAGCCAAAAAACUUGCAUCAGCUGCCUCCAGCUUCUGAAAAACCUCCAGUCUCUACAAAUCUGAAAAUCAAUGCAAGUCACAGCAACAACCAACGUACUAAAAAUACAGGAAAUUUUCGACCUCCUGUGGCAAAAAAACCCACUAUAGCUGUGAAACCCACCAUGAUGACAGUAGAUGGACAGGGUAUAUGUGGCGAGGUCAGCCCACAAGAUCUUUGCGAGAACAAGCCAGUUGCAGGCUGGAACCAAAAUAGGACUGUCUUGGACAAAAAACCACAUAACAAUAAUAAUAAUGAAGAAGAAAUUGAAGGUUAUAGUCAUGUUCUUAGGCCUUAUGGGAAUAGUGAUGGUGUAGGUAAAGCUCCAAGCAACAAUAAUGGACUGACAGAAAUGUUGAAGGAGAUUGCAGGCUUGGACACCUCGUCUUCUCUAACAGGAAAUGAAAUUAAUUCAAGGGAAGCAUUCUUGGGAAGAAUAAACAAUUGUUAUAAAAAGUCAUUAGAAAGAAAGGUCCCUCCAAGUUGCAUGUUGGGUGCCAUAAAGGAUUCGCAAAAUAAGCAUGUUGUUCUUAGUGGAAGCACUGAUGUAAUAAGUAAUGAAGGUGGUCGUUUCUGUUACCCAGAAUUCUCCAGUGAGGAUGAGAGUGAGGAUGAUCUGCUUUUUGGCAAUAUGCAUGAAGACCAUGAGAGCUGGGAUGAAAGUGAUGAAGAGCUGCUGGCAAUGGAAAUUCGCAUGAGAGGACAGCCACGCUUUGCUAACUUUAGGGCUAAUACACUGUCACCUGUCCGAUUUUGUGUUGACAAAAAAUGGAACACAGUGCCUUUAAGGAACAAGUCUCUCCAGAGGAUUUGUGCUGUGGACUAUGAUGAUAGCUAUGAUGAAAUUUUGAAUGGUUAUGGAGAUGACACUGUGAUUCUUUAUGGGCAAGCAAGCAUGCAAAGCAUGGUGUCAUCUGAUUCCAUGUCUCCUGACUCUUCUUUGACUGAAGAGUCUCGCUCUGGGACAGCAAGCAGUUCUUCUCAAAAGCUCUGCAAUGGUAGAUUAUCUCCUAGCACUCCUAAAGAUAUCAAAUUAAUUGAGGAAGAAUAUAAAAGCUUUUGUGAUGAUCAGCAAUUGACAGUUGUAACUAAAAACCCUCAAACUGCUACCAAAACUUUGGAGACUCAUAAGGCUGUGCUUGCCCUUAGGUUGGAAGAAAAGGAUGGCAAGAUUGCUGUUCAAAGUGAUCAGCAAGAAUGCUGUAGUCCUUCAGGUGUGCCAAGUCAAGCAGCAGCUGCAAGUUUACUCCCCGUUGAAGAACAAGCAAAACCUUAUAGGGUAGUAAAUAUGGAACAACCCAUAUGCAAGCCAUACACUAUUGUGGAUGUAUCAGCAGCCAUGACCCAUGAAUGUAUAGAGAAUCGAACAAGAAGCUGUGAUUCAAAAAGUACCCUAUCUAACCCAAAUUUACCCGAUACUCUAAGUACGAAGGUUGCACCUCAUUCUGUAUCAUCUGGGCAAGUGAACACCAAUCUUAAAAAAUCUAGUGCAGUCAGAUACCAGGAAGUUUGGACUUCCAGUACAAGCCCACGGCAAAAGAUUCCUAAAGUGGAACUAAUUCCCAACACCCCAGGACCUUCUGUACCUUUAAGGAAGAACAUUCACAAAUCUGCUCCUACUUCACCUACAUCGACCAAUAUUUCUACAAAAACAAUCCCUGUUAAAUCUCCUAACCUGUCUGAAAUAAAAUUCAAUAGUUACAAUAAUGCUGGCAUGCCACCCUUCCCAAUCAUUAUUCAUGAUGAGCCAACAUAUGCUAGAAGUUGUAAGAAUGCAAUCAAAGUUCCUAUUGUAAUCAAUCCCAAUGCAUAUGACAAUUUAGCAAUCUAUAAAAGUUUUCUAGGGACUAGCGGAGAGCUCUCUGUAAAAGAUAAAACCACAAGUGUCAUCAGCCACACAUAUGAAGAAAUAGAAACAGAAAGUGCCGUUCUGAAAAACAUAACUAGCAAAUCUGCUGAACUUUCCCAGGCUAAAGGGUUAACUAAUAGUUCUGAGAGAAGACUGGGCUCUGUGGCUCAGAAGGUUCAGGAGUUCAACAGCUGUCUUGGCAAAGGUCUGACUUCAUCCAAAAGCUCUGAUCACAGCUCCCCAACAAAAAUACCAAGAACUCGUCAUGAUCCUGUGGCCAAAACAGAAGAGACACAGGAGAUAUGUAGUGGAAGUAGGGAAAAUGCCUGUAUGGUACUAUCACAAAUUGUGGCUUCUAUCCAGCCUCCACAGUCUCCCCCAGAAGUACCUCAGACUGGACCCAAGUCUUGCAGUGCGGAAGAAUUGUAUUCUCUGCCUCCUGAUGCAGACACAGGUGAAAGUGUCCCAGUGCGGCCCAAAUCUCUCUUUACCACACAGUCGAGUCCUGAGAGUGAGGCAGGGAAUUCCACAGAAAUGGUGCCUAAGGAAACCCUGUCCAAGUCACUAGUUGCCUAUUCCUCAAAGCCAGUGGCUGCCUCCCAGAAUACCACAAGUCCCAAAACUGAACAGACUCCCCCAUUUCCUCCUCCUCGUUCCACGUCUUCACCAUAUCAUGCCAGCAAAGUGUUGCAAAGACAUUUCAGCAAUUGGACCAAACCCACGAGCCCCAUAAGAUCAACAGAGGCUGAAUCAGUAUUGCAUUCCGAAGGUAGGCGAGCUGUUGAUGCAAAGCCCAAGCGUUGGAUAUCAUUUAAGAGCUUCUUUCGUCGCAGAAAGACUGAUGAUGAGGAAGAGAGAGAAAGAGAAAAGGGGAAACUGGUGGGUCUUGAUGGAACUGUCAUUCAUAUGCUUCCACCUCCUCCUGUUCAACGCCAUAAUUGGUUCAGUGAGUCAAAAUCAGAUUCAAGUGAGAAACCCUCAAUUGUGUUUAUGUUUAAAUGUGAACAAGCAAAGAUGGAGGCAAAAUCUGAUCGAAACAAGACUGAAGUAGAGCCAGCAGUUGAAGUUGUGAUAUCUGAAAGAGACGAGAGGGAGAAGUCCUCAGAGGUAUUGGAAGAAAAUCUGAAGAGCCAUUCUUCACCACCUAAUAUUCCAAAGGAAAUUCUCAGUCAAGUGCCUGAUGAACAAACUGUGGGAAAUGGUUCCCCUCGGAUUCCAAGAUCUGCAAUUGAAAAGCAGGGUGGUGGCAGUAAUGCGUCCCUUGUUCCACUGUCCCCUCCCGAAAUACCACAAGAACAAGAGGAAAGGGAGGAAAUGUCAGAUUCUUCUGAUGUGAGUGCCUGCAGCGCUACAUAUAGUAACUUAGGGCAAUCCAGAGCAGCUAUGAUACCUCCAAAGCAACCGCGGCAACCAAAGGGGGCUUUGGAUGAUGCCAUUGCUUUUGGGGGAAUAUCUGACCCAGACAUGACAGCUACCUUACAUCCCACACCACCUCCAUUGCCAAAGAAAACCAUUAUAAGAGCUCACACGGAACCACUUCCAAAGGAACACCAGAAUCAGGCCCUUGAAAGUGGCCUGUGUGUGAUGGCCAAUCCCACUUAUGACAUUGACACCAACUGGGAAGCAAACAGUGCCUGCUCUUCUGUCAGCUCUGAAUUCAAGGCAGUGGACCAUGAGUCAGGAGAUUCCUUGGACAGGCCUCCAGAAAAGGGACUGGCAAUCUCAUCAGCAGCCAAUGGUUUUUCCAGCCUAACUGCUAUCGGUGUGAAAGACAGGUGUUCCAGUAGUAUGGAGUUUCUGUCAGGUAGACCUGCUACCCACAGCAAACAUGGCAAGACUGUCCAGAAACCACAGAGACAAGCACUUUAUAGAGGAAUCGAAAACCGAGGGGAGGUGGUGAGCAGAAUCAGAAGCCUUCACACUGAUACCCUGAAGAAGCUGUCUGCCAAAUGUGAAGACCUUUUCAUGUCUGGGCAGAAAGAUCAGCUUCGAUUUGGGCUAGACAGCUGGUCAGACUUCAGAUUAACCAGUGACAAGCCAUGCUGUGAGGCUGGUGAUGCUGUCUACUACCCAGCUUCUUAUGCAAAAGAUCCAUUCAACAACUAUGCAGUCAAGAUCUGUAAGAGCAAAGCUAAAGAAUCGCAACAGUAUUACCACAGCCUGGCCAUCCGCCAGAGCUUGGCCAUCCACUUCAACAUACAGCAGGACUGUGGUCAUUUCCUAGCUGAUGUGCCUGUUCGUCUGCUUCCAUGGGAAGAUCUCCAUUCACCAGACGAGGAGGAGGAAGAGCAGGAAGAUGACAGGCAGAAGAACACUGUGGACGUUUCACAGAAAGACAGCUCAAAUCUGCCAGGAGCCACAAGCAAGCAGCGCAGCAGAGUUGUAGUCAUCACUCGAGAGGUUCCCUACCUAACUGUGGCAGAUUUUGUGCUGGAUUCCUCAGACCGCCAUGCCAGCAGCCCAGACUUGUAUGAAAGGCAGGUAUGCCUCCUCCUCUUACAGUUGUGUUCUGGUCUAGAACACCUGAAACCGUAUCACAUCACUCAUUGUGAUCUGCGUUUGGAGAACCUUUUGUUGGUGGAGUAUAGGGCAGGGGGAAGCCUUCUGAACGAUGAGAGUGUGGAGCCCUCUCCCAGUGCUGCUUGCCCUGCCAGGCUUAUAGUGAGCAAUUUCUCUCAAGCAAAACAAAAGAGCCACCUGGUGGACUCCGAAGUCCUAAGAGACCAGUCCCGCCUUGCCCCAGAGAUCAUCACAGCAACACAGUAUAAGAAAUGUGACGAGUUCCAAACCGGCAUCCUCAUCUAUGAAAUGUUACACCUGCGCAAUCCCUUUGAUGAAAAUCCAGAGCUGAAGGAGAAAGAGUAUACUUGUGCUGACCUGCCCAGUAUCCCUUGUCGUUCCCUUUAUUCCCUGGGGCUUCAGCAACUUGCUAACUGCCUGCUAAACCCUAAUCCAUCGGAGAGAAUCCUUAUAUCUGAGGCCAAGGGAGUCCUUCAGUGUUUGCUGUGGGGUCCCCGGGAUGAUUUGUUUCAGACUCUCAAUGCCUCUUCCAGACCAGCACAAAGAGAUACUGUGCUCCAAAACUGGCUGGACAUCAAACGGACGCUGAUGAUGAUCAAGUUUGCUGAGAAGUCUUUGGACAGGGAAUGCAAAGUCAGCCUCGAAGACUGGCUUUGUUGCCAGUAUCUGGCUUUUGCCACUACGGACUCCCUCAGCCGCAUAGUGAAAAUCAUGCAGCAACAUUAGUUUGUAGCCGCUGCUUUCACUUGGAUGCCCCACAAUCCUCUCUUCAUCCCCAGCCUCAAUCUAUGUGCAAGUUUUAAAAUUCUAACCUAGAACUCAAGGUCACCAAUAGUGAGCAAACUGAUCUUGCCAGGAAGCUCUGUUUCCUGUCGUAGGUGCCAGGGAGAGGUCUGAAGCCUAGUUUAGCUGAUGGUUUGUUUGGACAAGGAGGUGUGUAAAUUUAUUAAGGAAACCACUAUUUAUUACAUUGCUGUUUGGAGGUGUAAGAGUGUGGAGUGAGUGCUGCAAAUGGCAGCAUCCAGUAAUAACUGCAAACAGAAUUGAGUCAGCUGUGAAUGAGCCACCAGAAUGUACACCACUCUUCACAAAGACAUGGCCUCUGCUCCACGCCUUUGUCCUUCUGGCCCCAUCUCAGGGGUGACUUGGCCAUACCAGUCAUACUUCCUGCAGAUGCAGUCUUUUAUUUGAUUGUUCCUUCCCCAUGAGACAACCCUGGACCACAACAGGUGGCCACUGAGUGACUUACAGUCCGCUGCAGACUGAACAAGUUUCCCUGUUUCUUUUAUUCUUGCUGGGGUCAAAGGACACAUUACAUGGAAAGCCCCAAUAUUUGUGGCGUGUUUUUAAAAAAUAAAAACACAAACUAGUGAUUUUGAGUGGAAGUGUGGCAGGGAAGAUGGGCUCAUCCCUUCUCCUUACAGGUCAUUUUCCCAUUCAGAUUUCCUGCCUGCACUGCUUCCCCUCCCCCCACAGAGUUCCAGGUGCAAGUUUACCCUUCUUGUGUGUUGCUUUUUCGUGCCUUUGUCUUCUUAACCCUGAAUUCUGAUGUAUCAAUCUAGAAUAUUUCCAAUAGCAGCAGCAGAUGUGUUUUUCUCUUUUUGCCAGCACAUUUGAUACAGUAGUUUUGCUAGAGAUUAUUGAUGGUCUGUUAAUUAUAAUGUUAACAGAGCAGUACCAAGAGCAAAGGGACGGUUUGAAGCAAAUAUGUAUUAGGAGCAGCUAUUCCCCUUCUGCUGUCAGGCUGGUGUUUUACCCCAAAACCAAGGGUUAAAAUGCCAGGCUUCCAUGUCUUCUUUGCAAAGCAACAAGGAAGCAGGGUAUAAAGUUGCUCAGAGCUCAUCUUUAUGUAACAAAUAAGCUAUGUAAAUAGAGAUGGGUUUUCUACAGGUGUGGUUCUCUUGGGGGCAAAAGAUGUUGUGCAGCUAUCACAAAACAGUUACGUUUAGCAGUUUUAGUUUAUGUAGAAUCUGGCUAUCCAACUGCUGUCAGUAUCUAGUUUUUGGACAUUUUAGCUGUUUAAGCAUCAUUUGCUCAGAAGCAAUUGCUGCCUACUAAGGAAAGGUUAAACAAGUCCAGUGGCCUGUAGAAAUGUUUGCGCUCCUUCCCUGGCACACUGGCCUUUUCCUGUGGAUGCAUUACAGUACAGUCCUGCUGCGCCUGAUCUCUCUGCUCAGUAUUGGUUGGACUUGUUUGAGUAGCUCUGAACUGAUGGAACUGCAGCCCAGUAUUUAAUUCCCACAGUUGGGGAUGGAUUUUGAAAUGUGGACAGCUCUUGUGUUGAGCCCAUGCUGCUGCUGUUGCUCCUCCUCCUAUGGAUAUAUGUGCAAUUUUUUGAUGUAUUAUAUGAGAAAGCUGUGUUAGUGUUUACGUUGCUUAACAGACUUAACCAUAUGUUAGAUCUGCCCCUUUCCUUUUCAUGGCACAUAGAUGCACAAACUUAUGUGUCCUCUUUCUCCAGAUUGAUGUUUCCUUUCUUUAUUGUUAAACUGUGACUAACCUGUUUACUUCAGCCUUAGAGACAAAUAGCCACUUUGAACAGUGCAUGCAUGUUUGGACCAGAAACUGAAAGGCAGACCUGCAGAAAUUAUGUCAGCAAAGUCAGCUCUGUGGUCUUGGAGCAGGGUGUGGAUUUCUCACUGAUGCCAAAAUUCUAGUUCAUGAAAAUCUGACCCCAGCAUAAAAUAUGUGAUGGCCUCUUUAAAUGCUAUGAAUCUU